Cucurbita pepo subsp. pepo (vegetable marrow) is the source of this 1316-nucleotide messenger RNA. The record is from RefSeq and is a predicted model, not a curated record. Lineage: Eukaryota; Viridiplantae; Streptophyta; Magnoliopsida; Cucurbitales; Cucurbitaceae.
UCUCUCAGCUUUACAUUGUUGACUUUGACUAAAUUAGGCAAAUAUUCCCCAUCCAAAUUAUUUUUUAACAAUUAAAAAGGAAAAAAAAAACGCGUUGAAACGUCAAACUCCGGUCUGAAGGUACAGCUACGGAUUUCCGCCUUCAGUCUCUCUCUUCACUCCUUAUAUACUUUCAUUUAAAUCCCAUUUCCCAUUACUAAAUUCCCUGACUUCCCCUUCGCCGGACCGCCAUGCCCUCCGCGCUUGUCGUCGCCCUCCUCCUCCUCGCCGUCUCCGCGGCCGCCAAUGCCGCGAAUUUCAGAGAAGCCCCCCAAUUUUACAAUUCCCCAGAUUGCCCCUCCAUUGCUGACGACCUCCAGGACCCCGAUGCGAACGAACAACAUCUCUGCUUCGAUCGCGCCGUCCAUGUCGCGAUGACGUUGGAUACCGCCUAUAUACGUGGCUCCAUGGCCGCCGUUCUUUCCGUCCUCCAACACAGCUCUUGUCCCCAAAACGUAAUUUUCCACUUCGUCUAUUCCGCAUCCGCCAACGUGUCGUCUCUACGCGCCGUCGUCUCCCGCUCAUUCCCUUACCUGAAAUUCCAACUCUACCCUUUCGACGAGGAGGCGGCAUCGCGAUUGAUCUCCACGUCAAUCCGAUCCGCGUUGGACUGUCCGUUGAACUACGCACGUAGCUACUUGGGCAGCCUCCUUCCCACGUGCGUCGGCCGGGUCGUGUACCUUGACUCGGAUCUAAUCCUAGUCGACGACAUUGCCAAACUCGCCGCCCACCCACUCAGCGGGGACUCGGUCCUUGCCGCGCCGGAGUACUGCAACGCCAAUUUCACCACCUAUUUCACGCCAUCGUUUUGGUCCAACCCGUCUCUGUCUUUGACGUUUGCGAACCGGAAAGCGUGUUACUUCAACACGGGGGUUAUGGUGAUCGAUCUGGACCGGUGGCGGGCCGGCGAUUACACGGCGAAGAUCGAGGAUUGGAUGGAAUUGCAAAAGAGGAUGAGAAUCUACGAAUUGGGGUCGUUGCCGCCGUUUUUGUUGGUGUUCAGCGGGAGGAUUACUCCAGUGGAGCACCGGUGGAACCAGCACGGGCUGGGCGGCGAUAAUAUCAGAGGGGUCUGCAGGAAUCUGCACCCUGGUCCAGUAAGUUUGUUGCACUGGAGUGGGAAAGGUAAACCGUGGGAUCGAUUGGACGCGAACCGGCCCUGCCCUGUGGACGCCCUUUGGGCUCCAUAUGAUUUGUUACAGACCCCAUUUUCGAUUGAUUCUUAAGCUCCAGAAAUUGAUUGUUUCAUUUUUUUUUUUUUUUUUUUACAUAGAGAG